Colletotrichum higginsianum IMI 349063 is the source of this 993-nucleotide messenger RNA. RefSeq lists its product as uncharacterized. The coding region runs from base 1 to 993 and encodes 330 amino acids. The record is from RefSeq and is a predicted model, not a curated record. The transcript has 3 exons. NCBI's taxonomy places the organism in Eukaryota, Fungi, Ascomycota, Sordariomycetes, Glomerellales, Glomerellaceae.
AUGCAGAGGUAUCCCAUCGAUACCACUGUCAAUCCUCCAACCGUCAUGACGAAAACUCGCUCAACUACCGCCGCUAAUUCUGAGCGUGAUACAGCCACUUUAAGAGAAGUCGUGGCCAGCAACACUCCAAACGGGCUCGGUGCCGCCAUCAACACCAUCCCAGCGACCCAGCUGGCAUUCAAUACCAGCCAUAUCGUGAUACUACAGGAGCUCCUGACGAUGCGACGGACACUCGAAGGCAUAUCUCGUCGUCAGGAAGCAAGCGAUGAGACGAUUAGGGCCAGCGAGACGAGAUUGCAAGAACUUCAGCCCAUGCCUAAACGGCUUGACGAUAUGGGGUUCGAACUGAACAGUCACUACUUGCUAGCCGAAGACAAAAUACGCAGACAAGAGACAGAGAUCAGAGCUCUGGCGGACAAGAUUGUUCGAAGUGACGAAGAGAGACUUGUCCUGGAUCGUAAGGUAGAGCAGCUUUCUACCAAAAUCUCUCUGCAGGCAACGCAAGCAGACCCCGAGGAAAAUGGUUCAACUCGGUUCGCAUCCAAACGCAAAGAGCAGGAGGCCCUGCCAGCAUACGAGCCCAACGAGCAGUCGAUGCCUUGCGAAGUGAUUUCCCACAGACCCAGCAUUAUGACAGUUCCUCCAACGACGCCAGCACCCAAAAGACUCAAGAUCGAAUACCCUAGGCUUGCCAAACGUCAGGUGCUGAGCUUUCGGAAAUACAUGAAGGCUUCCAAAAACGACUAUCAGAAGGCCCCCCCAAAGACCGGCAGCGACAUGAGGCGGUUCAUCAAUCAAUUCAUCGAGGGUGUUCAGGACAGGAAUGUUUCCAACAAUUUGCAGGACCAAAUUCUAGCACAAUUCCCCUCGAAAGUUCGAAGGUCGAAGUCAAUAAGAGGGCCGCGCAGUAUUGUCAUCGAGGGCAACCUGCACUGGGACGAUGUUUGCCAGGUUGCCAGCUUACUGCAGACUGGGAAGGGAGCUGAGGAGUGA